This is a messenger RNA of Closterium sp. Yama58-4, 276 nucleotides long. The record is from the annotation of a GenBank genome assembly. NCBI's taxonomy places the organism in Eukaryota, Viridiplantae, Streptophyta, Zygnematophyceae, Desmidiales, Closteriaceae.
AUGCUGCGGCAGUUCCCCAUUGAGUCAAGGGGUCGCAGAAAGAAGCUUCACGAGGUUGGCUUCGUGACUCUCAUCUGCUUCUCCUGCUUCAUCAUCCGAGCUGCCGUGAUCGCCUAUUCAGCCCUUGUGAGCAGUUCAUGGCUGGACGUGGUGGAGGACCCCUGGCUCAACGUCGCUUACUAUGCUUGUGUGGAGCUCAUCCCGGCAGCCCUGGUGCUCUACAUUCUCCGCAAGCUGCCUCCGAAGCGCAAUGCCAAUACCCAGGCCCUGCGCUAA